CUUAAUGGAUGGAUACGGCAGCAGUGUUUUGGACACCGACUGUAAUAUGUGAGCAUAUUUACUAAACAAAACUUGUCAGUGAACUAUGAGGGCAAAAAAAUAAAUAAAUAAAAUAAUCGUUCAUUAAUCAUAAUCGAGUUCAAUUGUUCAAUUAAUCGAGAUUUUGAUUUUAGGCCAAAUCGCCCAGCCCUAACAAAUAGGUAAACUUGUUAGGCAUUGUUAGGGAGGGGUGUGUUUGCUCUGGAACAUAUUGAACCAUCCACCUUUGUAGUUGAACACUGCGGAAUUCUCUCUCAAAGUAAACAUUUUAAAGAUUUUCAAAGCAACUACUUGUUUGACUUUAUAUUGGAAUGGAACAUUCAUUCAUUCAUCUUCUACCGCUUAUCUGAACUACCUCGGGUCACGGGGAGCCUGUGCCUAUCUCAGGCGUCAUCGGGCAUCAAGGCAGGAUACACCCUGGACGGAGUGCCAACCCAUCGCAGUGCACACACACACACUCUCAUUCACUCACGCAUGUCUUUGGACCAGGGAGGAAACCAGAGUACCCAGAGGAAACCCCCGAGGCAUGGGGAGAACAUGCAAACUCCACACGCACAAGGUGGAGGCGGGAAUCGAACCCUGACCCUGGAGGUGUGAGGCGAACCUGCUAACCACUAAGCUACCGUGCCCCCCAGAAUGGAACAUCUCAUUGGAAAAAAGGAUGGAGUUGACCCAGGAUGAGGCAGAAAGUUCCAACGGUACUACAAUUUUGGAGGCACCGCUGGGAUAGAUGUUCGGUGGAUCAACUUCCUGAUCGGUAGAGCCCACCUAGCAACAUCAUCCCGUUCUCAGUGAUUCAGAUGUGUAGCAGUGUGAAGUAGGACAAGUGGUGAGAAAGAUCUGGUUGAGCAGUGCACGUGAAGAACUACAGUUGGUUCCUUCAGUGGGUCAAGUCAGUGAGGUAAACACCACCCUUAACACCCUGCUUAUACAGCUGCUAAAGAUGGAUGCACUUAAAAGUCUUCAAGAUGAAAUUGGUGAGAAAUUAUGCACAUUGUCAUGUGAAAAGCUGGAAGAGCUCUGUGAAUAUCACAAAAGAUGGUGAGUCAACUGUAACUCGUUUGUCCCCGCUAAAUCUCCUCAGCAACUAUCUCUUACGAACUGAGCUUGAUGAGUUAGAGGAUGGAGGAAUGGCUGAGCUUUUAGCAAUCAAUGAGAAACUGAAUCAGCUCAUAGGAACAAAUGUUAAUGCUUCUAGAAGGGAGGAAAAGGAAUCUGGUGAAGAAGUAACAAUUCAGAGUUCAAUUAGAGAUCGUGAAAAUACUGAACUGUUGGCAGCUAUGCAUAUUAGUCCUACUGUGCCACCGACUACAGAAAGGAGACAGAUGCACACCAACAGCUCGGUUAGCAGAGAACACACAUUACAGAGACAGAUUACCCCAGUGUGGCAUAAAGAUUUCAGGAUCGCUGGCCUCAUAGGAGACCCAGGGCAAAAGGAUUGCCUCUCAUUUUCCAGUUUAGCACGGCAGAUAGAAAGUGGAUUAAAAAAGGGCUAUCCAGAGCAGGAAAUAAUUGAUUCUGUCAUCAGAGCUAUCACACCAGGGCUUCAGUUGCGAAGUUAUCUGGAGGGCAAGGCAGGACUGACACUCCCAGUGUUGAGACAAAUACUUCGCUCCCAUUAUCAAGAGAAAAAUGCUACUGAACUUUACAAGCAACUCACUACAGAAGCUCAGCGCUCAAGAGAAACACCACAAAGCUUCUUAAUUCAUGUUCUUGACCUCAGACAGAAAAUCUUGUUCGCCUCUCAAGAAGAUGACUCUGGAUUAAAAUAUGAUUCCAGUCUUGUACAAAAUAUGUUCUUGCACACUUUCCUGACAGGGCUGCAAAAUGAUCGCAUUCAAAGUGACCUUCAGCCAUACUUGUCUAACCCUAACAUCUCAGAUGAAGUGCUGAUGGAGAAACUCAAUGUUGCUUGCUCCAGUGAAUCUGAAAGACAGAACAAACGCAAACAUGAUCGAAGUGGUACUGUUCACGCUGUGCAGUUAAAUGAGCCUGUUCCUGAACAAAGAUGUCAAUCAAAGCCGCCUAAGUUUGAUCUCCAUGUUACAACUGAAAAGUUUAAGUGACGAUAUCAUGCAGAUAAAAGAGACAAUUCAACAGCCCUUCUCUGUCCCCCAGCAGUGCUUUGCAGUCAGUAACACGGAACCAGCAGCAAAGGCUCUACCACUAUAUCAAGAUUCUCAUCAGAACUUCCAGCAGAUUUCAGGAUGUACCAAAGCUCAAGAGACUCCGACCUGGAGACCAGAAUCACUUAACUACCAACAGCAGACAGGUCCAUGCAUGUCUUCACAUCAGUUUCCACAAAGUCAAUCUCAGGUAGUGAGACAAAACCCACCUUUUCCACUCUCAAAUUCAGUGCAGUCCUCUUCUGUUCCACAAGAACGUCCAUAUCAGUCACAGCAAUCACCAAACUUGCAGUGUGCGAAUCUGGCAAAACAGUAUGAAACACUAGAGGCUCACUAUGGACAACCACCUGUGUAUCCUUAUCCUGAGCACCCUCCCAUGUCAGUUAAUUAUGCAACUCAGCCUUCAAAUUUGGCAGCCCCCCAGUAUUAUCCCUAGCAGUAUAGAGCGCUACCACAACAUUACCCUCAGCAGUUUCGUCAGCCUUGUCCUUCACGAGUCAGACCAUGUUUCCACUGCCAGCAGCGGAAAACAGAGGAACCUUGCACUCAUUGCUACGUCUGCGGCAGCAGUGAGCACUUCUCAGCGGGCUGUAAAAGUAAAGGUGCCAGAUCUCAGUCAGGAGCCCCGUUAAACAGGAGCGGGUUGCCCCCAAGGGACAGGGUGUGACCCGAGCAGUAGAAACGUCCCAGAAACAGGAGAGAUGUGGCACAAACCAUCAGCUUGAGCUCGAAUCCCAGUUCCUCAACAGAAUUUUAGCUACCCCUUGCCAAGUUAACCGUCAUUCUGCUGUAACAUCAUUAGUAGGCAGACAGUGCCUGGUGACCUGCUAUUUACAUGGACAAAAGACAGAAGCCUUAUGGGACACAGGCUCCCAAGUAUGUGUUAUAGAUGAGCAAUGGAAAACAAAAUAUGCACCUGAACUGACAUUGAGAAAUAUUUCUGAGGCGACAGAAGCGCCAGAUAGCCUACAACUGGUAGCAUCCAAUGGAACAAACAUGCCACACUGUGGAUGGGUGGAAAUGACAUUUAAGCUGGCAUCUCCUGGGACCAGGGGAAGGGAGUUAAUAAUUCCUGUGCUUGUCCUGAAGGACCAAGAAUUGUCCAGGCCUAUCAUUGGAUAUAACGUCAUAGAGCAGGUUAUGAAGCAACAUGAAGUGAAUGGAUUUCCUGAUGGGACUGGUGAAAACUUGUACAGGACUGUUAGAAAUGCUUUCCCUAGCCUCAAGAAGAAGGAGGUUCACACCUUCAUCAAUUUAGUGUCUGCAGAGGACUCCAAAGAGUAUGCAGUGAGGACAGUGAAGGAAACUAUGAACAUCCCCAAGCACACUGUGAUGAUGAUUCAAUGUCAGGUGAAAGUGCCUUAUGUGACACAAGAUAGCGUCUUGCUGUUUGAACCACAUGUUAACCCACAACAUUCUGAUGGACUUGAACUAUUUGAUACCCUUCUUAUUAUGAAAAAAGGUGCUCGCCCAUCGGUUACUAUCAGUGUGCAGAAUGGAACAGAUCAUGACAUCACACUUAUUGGCAGAACAGAACUAGGGACACUGCAAGCAGUUAAAUCGGUCCUACCAGCCGCAACAUCACAGAGUGCAGUCACAGCCUCUGUUACUCAGACCCCAAAGGAAACCAUUAGUGUAGAUGUCAACAUGGAUCCAUGGGAUCCUCCAGUCGAUGUGAGCCACUUAACGUUAUCCCAACAACGACAAGUAAAGCAGAUGUUGCGUGAGGAAUGUCACGUUUUCUCAAAGUCAGACGAUGACAUUGGCUGUAUUCCAUGAUUGCAACUGAGUCUUACCUUAAACGAUCACACCCCUGUUGCUCGCACCUACACUUCAGUUCCUAAACCGCUAUACCAGGAAAUGAAGGACUACUUACAUGAUCUGAUUGCCCAAGGAUGGGUGCAGAAAUCCCAUUCCCCUUACUCGUCCCCAAUCGUCCGAAAAAAAGAUGGGAGCCUCAGAUUGUGUGUCAACUAUAGAGAGCUGAACAGCAAAACAGUUCCUGACCGCCAGCCAAUACCUAGGGUGCAGGAUGUACUAGAUGGACUAGGAGGCAAUGCAUGGUUCUCUCUAUUAGAUCAAGGGAAGGCCUAUCAUCAGGGUUUUAUGUCCCCGGAGAGCAGGCACUUGACCGCAUUCACUACACCGUGGAGCUUAUAUGAAUGGUGCCGCAUUCCGUUUGGCCUUAUGAAUGCGCCAGCUGUAUUCCAACGUUUCAUGGAGGAAUGCUUGGAGGGACUACGGUGAGGAAAGUACUGCAAAGACUGAAAUCCAACGGAGUUAAGCUGAAAGUGAGAAAAUGUGAACUUUUCAAGAAUGAAGUACGUUAUCUGGGGAGACUCGUCUCAGCUGAAGGUAGCCGUGUGGACCCUGCAGAUACUGUUGCUGUAACAGCACUCAAAGAAAAGACACCAAGCACUGUGGGAGAAUUGCGUAAAGUACUGGGCCUGCUCAGCUAUUAUCGGCAAUAUGUAAAAGACUUCUCCCGGGUCGCCAACCCUCUGUAUGACUUGCUAAAAGCCAAGGCUGACGGUAGUGAGGACCAGAGAAAAGGGAAAAGAAAAAGGGAAACUCUCAAGAAAAAUCAGGUUGUGCCAUCGAGUCAACCAAUUGAGUGGACAAAACACCAUCAGGAGACUCUUGAAAAGUUGAUUGAUCUCCUGAUCCACCCUCCUGUGCUAGGAUUCCCUGAUUUCUCCCAACCAUUUAUUCUUCAUACGGAUGCCUCCAACCAGGGGAAUUUUUAGCUCUAAAGUGGGCUGUAACUGAAAAAUUUAGAGAUUAUCUCUAUUAUGCACCAACGCUUACUGUGUUCAGUGACAACAACCCACUAACCUAUGUCCUGACUUCGGCCAAGCUAAACGCCACUGGAUGUCGUUGGGUUGCGGAGCUUGCAGAUUUUCACUUUUCCAUCUGUUAUCGUCCUGGUAGAGAAAACAUAGAUGCACACUGUCCAGAAUGCCAGUAGAUCUGGAAGAAACCAUGAGAGAAUACACCGAAGAGCUUUCAUCUGAUGGUGUAGGAGCAAUGAUCCAAGCAGUGGAGAUUCAAGAUGAUCAAAAUGCACCCCUCACUAUAGCCUGCCAGAGUGCACCAGCAUGUGAGACGGGCAGCGUGGAACCUCUCAAAGCCCUGUCAAAAGAGGAGAUUAGACAAGCUCAGAGGGAUGACAAAGAGAUUGAAAAAAUCAUUGAACACUUAGUCAGGAUCCAAACCUCUCCAGCAGUGGCGUUCAGGCAGUUCAAUACCCAGAAGUCUUUGGAGAGAAUGGGAUAAAUUAAAGUUGGAUGAACAUGGAAUUCUGUUUCGAAAAACAUCCCAAAGGACCCAACUGGUUUUACUGACUCCAUCCAGACAAACUGUGUUAAGGGAACUGCACGAUGAGAUGGGUCAUCAGGGUCUUGACCGUACUACCAGUCUUAUUAGAGAUCGUUUUUUCUGGCCAUACAUGCAAAAAGACAUUGAACAUUAUGUUCUCAGAACCUGCUCCUGCAUAAAACAAAAAAAACCAUGUAGAGAGACGAGAGCACCACUUAAAAGCAUCAAAACCACAUUCCCAUUUGAAUUGGUGUCCAUUGACUUCCUUCACUUGGACAAAUGCAAGGGAGGUUAUGAAUACAUUUUGGUGAUCAUUGACCACUUCACUCGUUUUGCACAGGCAUACGCCAAUACCUCAAAAUCAGCAAAAACAGUGGCUAACCAAUUAUUCAAUGACUUUGCCCUCAAGUUUGGUUUCCCCUCAAGAAUUCACCAUGAUCAAGGAGGAGAAUUCGAAAAUCAGUUGUUUGCUCAGCUCAGAAAGUAUAGUGGCAUUGCCGGCUCAAGGACAACGCCCUACCACCCCCAGGGGAAUGGGCAGGUGGAAAGAUUUAAUCGGACUUUGCUACAGAUGUUGAAAACCCUGACUGAAAGACAAAAAUCUAACUGGAAAGAGGCACUUAAUAAACUCAUCUUUGCUUAUAACUGUACCAAAUGUGAAGUGACUGGCUUUUCACCUUUCCACCUUCUGUUCGGGCGCUCUCCAAGGCUUUCCAUCGACAGUCUUUUUGGACUCAACCCGGAUAACUGCUCUGUAAGUCACAGUGAGUGUGGAACGGUGGACAAAAGAAAUGAACGAGGCUUGUCAGAUAGCCAGAGAACAUGCAAACAAGUGUGCUGAAAGGAACAAAAAGAACUAUGACCUAAAAGUAAGGUGCACAGACCUUAUUCCAGGUAGUAGGGUUCUUGUGAAAAACUUGACUCCAAGGGGCGGAACGGGAAAACUUCAAAAUUACUGGGAGAACGAGGUCCAUGUUGUUUUACACCAAGUUGCCAAUGAUGUACCAAUCUAUGAAGUGAAACCUGAGCAGAGUAAAGGUCGAUCACGAGUGUUGCACCAUAAUCUUCUUCUUCCCUGCGAUUACUUACCUCUGGAUAUUACACCAACCCCGAGUACCCAAUCAAAGCAAAAACACCAACAAAGAAAUAGCCGAACUCAGCCCGCCCAGAGAAGAGAAUGUGAAGCAGGGUAUGAUAAUGAAAGUGAAGAGGAUGAGUACUACUUUCAAGUGGAGCUGUUUCAGACCAGGCCACCAGAAAGCAGUGACUGCCUAAAGAACAGAAAUGUGUUACCACAACCGUCAGUAACUUCUGAGCCUCGAUCAGUGGUGAAACCAAGGCCACAAUCUCACCCAGCAAAGUCAGAAAUAGAUCUUUCAGAGUCCGCACCUGACAUAAGAAUAGAACUGGAAAAUGAACCAACUGUUGACCUUAUGCAACAAGACUUACCUUCUACUGAAGCAGCUGGAUCACCUGGGCCCAGAGACAGGACCACUGAGGAGGAAAACGGGUACCAGUUCACCAGGAGAAACCGACGACCACCUAGAAAGUUUACCUAUGACAAUCUUGGGUCCCCAUCAUGCUACACUAUGCGGAUAAUUGGCAACAACCCCUACCCACACUUUGCAUCUAGUGGAAUGACAGCUGUGACACCCUGGUCAUCAACACCCCUUCGUUACCCCCAGCCUACAUAUGUGUGCUAUUAACUUCGAAUUGCACUACCACAUACAGUUUCACCCUCUAUCUUGUCACCGUAUUGCCUGUGUUGAAGGCAUGAGAUGUCACUAUACAGAACAUUACCCAGGGACUGUUUAUUGCUACAGUGAGACACUAUUGCAAAACUAAAAUAAUGGACUGUUCUCAGAUUUUGGAAAGUAAUGGACUGUUGUGCGGUUUUAAACCUGUGGACACUUCGAAUCAUUCUGAGACUUCCCUCAUUGACACUGGUUGAAUCGUUUUUUUCUCUCGAGGGACUCUGUCAUAUUUUUCUUGCUAAAGCAAAUGGAUAGAGUUUGCAUAUGGCUCCCUAUUUUUUACCUACCGCAUGGAACUAUUUACAAAAAAGUGCCUAUUGUCUAUUAAGAAAUAAGGACUUUUGUAAGUUGAAAUGAGCAAUAUCACAAUUGUGAAUGUAUGCUUGAAAAAAGGAGACUGUACAAGUAAUAUGUGAUGAAUAUUUUGUAAUAUUUUAUGUUGUAGACACCUGCUGGGUAAAGUUGAAAUAGGUUAAGUACUGUAAAUUGGGCAUAUAUGUGACUUAGUAAUUCGAUGUCGGGACGACAUCUUUUCAUGGAGGGGAGAGUGUGAUAUACUGAAUGUGUUAUCAAACGAGUUCACAUUUAAAUGUAUUAUAAAAAUGUUACAUUUAUUUUUGUAGUAUUCAUUCAUUUAUGAUGACGUCAUCGCGCGCGCCACUAGGUGACGCCCCCCGAUGCGCUUCAUUCUAAAUUAAUACACCGUCACGGAAGCCAUCACUGCAGCGUUCUCUGUCAUUAUUUAAUUAAUCCUUUCGGUAC
Molecule: messenger RNA, 7999 nt
Organism: Tachysurus vachellii
Lineage: Eukaryota; Metazoa; Chordata; Actinopteri; Siluriformes; Bagridae
Exons: 3
Coding region: 987-2105 (372 amino acids)
Source: RefSeq, a predicted model, not a curated record